GGGCGGCGGGGCCGGCGGAGGCGGCAGGAUGAGCGAGCCCGAGCUGCUGCUGGACUCCAACAUCCGGCUGUGGGUGGUGCUGCCCAUCGUCUUCAUCACCUUCUUCGUGGGCAUGAUCCGCCACUACGUGUCCAUCCUGCUGCAGAGCGACAAGAGGCUCACGCAGGAGCAGGUGUCCGACAGCCAAGUCCUGUUAAGGAGCCGAGUCCUUAGGGAAAACGGGAAGUACAUCCCGAAGCAGUCUUUCCUGACACGGAAAUACUACUUCAAUAACCCCGAGGAUGGAUUCUUUAAGAAAACRAAGAGGAAGGUGGUUCCGCCUUCUCCCAUGACAGAUCCCACCAUGUUGACGGAUAUGAUGAAAGGGAAUGUAACCAAUGUUCUGCCCAUGAUCCUCAUUGGAGGAUGGAUCAACAUGACGUUUUCAGGGUUUGUCACUACAAAGGUCCCAUUUCCUCUGACGCUGCGUUUUAAACCGAUGUUGCAGCAGGGCAUUGAGCUGCUCACUUUAGAUGCCUCUUGGGUAAGCUCUGCUUCCUGGUACUUCCUGAACGUGUUUGGACUUAGAAGCAUUUACACUCUCAUCCUGGGUCAAGAUAAUGCUGCAGAUCAGUCUAGGGUGAUGCAGGAACAAAUGACGGGGGCAGCAAUGGCCAUGCCAGCAGAUACUAACAAAGCGUUUAAGACGGAGUGGGAAGCUUUAGAGCUGACUGAUCAUCAGUGGGCCUUGGAAGAUGUAGAAGAAGAGCUCAUGGCAAAAGACCUCCACUUUGAAGGCAUGUUUAAGGAAGAAUUACAGACCUCCAUCUUCUAAAUUUGAGAGUACUCUUCUUGUAAAAAGCAUUUGAUGAAAAGAGAGCUGUUACUUAAACGUGCAAAAUGUAUUUUAGCAAGGCUGAGAAUAAAACACCAACUUCAGAA
Messenger RNA from Nothoprocta perdicaria, 921 nucleotides. RefSeq names its product ER membrane protein complex subunit 3 (gene EMC3). The transcript is spliced from 8 exons. The record is from RefSeq and is a predicted model, not a curated record. Gene Ontology annotation, cellular component: membrane; EMC complex. Gene Ontology annotation, biological process: protein folding in endoplasmic reticulum. Lineage: Eukaryota; Metazoa; Chordata; Aves; Tinamiformes; Tinamidae. The coding region runs from base 29 to 814 and encodes 261 amino acids.